GGGCUGGACGCAGGUUGGGCGGUACUCGAGAAAAUGCAGUCUCGCUGCUCGCUUUCAUCUUUCCGUGAUUAUAUCCAGAUACACGCGAGGUGAUGGCCGUAUGAAGAAGGUGAUUUCACGAGUUACUCCACACACACACACACACUCUCUCUCUCCCUCUCCUUACCCGUCACUUUUACUGCCAGAUCCUGUCAACAUCAUGACUCUUAACAGUUCGGAAAGCAUGCUUACCAGAUCUUUGUCAUAGGUACAUCGAGGCACAGGUCUUUGAGAUUAUUAGCUCUACUUUCUCUUAAGUACCCGAGUGCCUAUUUUAUCAUUUAUUCGCCAUGAAUAUAUCUACCUCGUGACCAAACGAUUCGACCUUGGAUGUUGUGGAUGGUGAUUUUCGCUCUUCGGAAGAUAAAGAUUAGGAGUGUCUAUCGAUUCAUCUUUCGCCAUACAAUUGAUCAUUUUCCAAAGCGAUUUCAGGAGUAAAACGCACGGAGAAGGUUGCAUAGCUAUGAAUGUUUUUACUUGGAAUGGCUGCUUGAAACACUCGUUAAGUUUCGAGUAGUGUUUGUUAUCAUUUCGUGUGACUCGAGGAACUUAAAGAACAAGACCUAUUUAAUUCAUAAUUAUUCAGCAAAGAACCUCGUUCGGAUUUUCUAUGGGACCUCUCACCUUCAACCGUUCACCAGACUAUUCUAGUAGGAAAAUGGUUUCAAGCGCCCACACAAUGCUCUUGCUAUUGACUUUAUUACUAUGCCUUGCUACAUGUGCAAAGCUAGGAUCAAGUGUAAAGUCAACAAUUACUGCAGAGGUCAUUGGAGACCUUAUGAUUGGAGGAUUGUUUCCAAUUCAUGAGAAGGGUUCACAGAACGCUGGAUCAUUGGACGAUGAGAGGUGUGGACUUAUCAACGAAGACAGGGGGAUCCAGCGCGUUGAAGCUAUGCUGUUUGCCAUAGACAAGAUAAACAAUGAUUCUAAGAUCCUGCCUGGUAUCACAUUAGGUGCAAGUCUGAGAGACACUUGUUCAAUAGACACUUUUGCUUUAGAACAGUCUCUCGAAUUUGUUCGGAGUUCAUUGACAUCUCCAAACUCUUUAGAUUGCCUAAAUGAGAGCGCCGUUAUCGCACCAACAUCUGCCGAAAGUGUAGCUGGUGUCAUAGGUGGAUCAUAUUCUACCGUAUCUAUGCAAGUUGCAAAUUUAUUAAGAUUGUUUGAGAUACCCCAAAUUAGCUACGCAUCCACGAGCGCUCGUCUGUCAGACAAAUCUCGAUUUGAGUUUUUUGCUAGGACAGUUCCACCGGAUACACUUCAAGCCAAAGCAAUUGCGGAUAUCCUAGCACAUUUCAACUGGACUUACGUUUCAACAGUCUGGUCUUCUGGGGAGUAUGGGGAAUCAGGAAUGGAUCAAUUUGAAAAGGAACGGUUGCACAGGAACAUUUGCAUCGCUGCUUCUGAGAAAAUCCCUUACGCCCCCGAUGCCAUGACUUAUGACGAUAUCAUCGGUCGGUUACUCAAGAAAAAUGCGGCAAAGGUUGUAGUUCUGUUCACCCGCGAUGUGGAUGCACGGGACUUGCUGGAAGCUGCACUUCGCGUCAACGCUUCAGAGAAAUUCAUAUGGGUAGCUAGCGAUGGGUGGGGUGUUCAAGAUAUGCCUGUAAAUGGUAGAGAGAUUGUUGCCGAAGGAGCAAUUACGAUAGAACUCCAAACAAAGAAGAUCAAAGGUUUUGACCAAUAUUUUCGAGAUAUAAAUCCAAGGACUAACACACGAAAUCCAUGGUUCAAAGAUUUCUGGGAGCAAAAAUUUAAGUGCCUACUCGAGCCUAAAGAAAGUGUAAAUGUGUCGACGCCAUGUGCGGAAAAUGUACUUGACGAAGCAAAUCAUGCCCAAGAAAAGAAAACACAGUUUGUUGUGGAUGCUGUGUUUGCCAUGGCACAUGCUCUACAUUCAAUGCAAACAGAUCUGUGCCCAAAUACGGAAGAGCUUUGUGAUAAUAUGCUGCCAAUAGAUGGAAGGAGGCUUUUCAAGGAAUAUAUUCUUAAUACAACAUUUUUAGAUCUUGCAAACACUGAAGUUCGCUUCGAUGCUCAAGGUGAUGGAUUAGGACGUUACGACAUCAUGAACUAUAGACCUAUAGAAGGUACCGAUGACUACCGUUAUGUCCAGGUUGGUGAGUGGGCUAACACCCUCUCCAUGGACCCAUCGGCACUCCAUUUUCACCCUGGACUAGAAGAUUAUAACCCUCAAAACGUACCAUACUCGCAAUGCAGCAAACCAUGUGGAAAAGGUGAAGUUAAACUCAUCCAAGAUGAUAAGAUAUGUUGUUGGAUGUGCAUCAAGUGUCAGCCUUGGGAAUUUCUGGAGAACGAAUAUACUUGUAAACCUUGCGAUAUUGGCUACUGGCCGACCGAAGACCUCACACAUUGCUACAAAUUAGCAAAGCAGCACAUGCAAUGGGUUUCAGUGUACACCAUCGUUCCGAUAUGUUUUUCACUGAUAGGGAUCAUCGUUACAUGUGGAGUAAUUGUCAUUUUCUUUCAGUAUCAGGACACACCUUUGGUCAAGGCAUCUAGCCGUGAGCUUAGCUUUCUACUUCUUGGUGGAAUUCUUAUGUGCUACAGUAUGACUAUUCCUAUAGUCACCAAACCGUCGGUCAUCGUUUGUUCUAUCCAGAGACUAGGUCUAGGGUUAUCAUUUUGCAUCUGCUAUGCCGCCAUGCUAACAAAGACUAGCCGCAUUGCAAGAAUUUUCGACAGCGCCUCAAGAUCUGCCCAACGGCCAAAGUAUAUCAGUCCGUGUUCCCAACUCGUCAUAUGCCUAGGUCUCAUCAGUGUUCAGAUCUUCGGGGAAUUAGUUUGGUUGGCAGUUGACCCGCCCUCAACGGUCACCCGUUUCUCAGAUGAUAAAUCAGAAGCCAUUCUUAAAUGUGGAAUAACUGAGAUAAGCUUAGUUUUAUCGCUUGUCUAUGAUAUGUUUUUAAUAGCAAUGUGUACAGUUUAUGCUUUCAAGACAAGGAAGAUUCCUGAAAACUUCAACGAAGCAAAGUUUAUUAGUUUCACAAUGUACACUACCUGCAUCGUGUGGUUUGCCUUUGUUCCGGUUUAUUUCGUUACCAAAGAUGACUUCAGACUUCAGACGACAACACUGUGUGUUUCCGUGAGCAUUUGUGCAUCGGUGGCGCUCGCCUGUCUCUUUGCGCCCAAAGUUUACAUCAUCGUCUUCCAGCCUCACAAGAACGUUCGUAGACUCAGUUCCCAUUCGUCUCGACGGUCACAAUACGACGGAGCACGAUUCCGGGAUGAGGUGAACAAUCACACUCUGUACAACAGCGUUUCCGUCCAAAAGCCUCGACAACAUGGUAUCAAACUAACACCCCAUGCAACACAUUAUGAUAGUCAAGAUACAGACGGAGAAACCAGUCAGGCCUAUCUGUAACAUAUAAUCUUACACACCUACCCACAGUGCAUCGCGGCAUAGAACACAUGCCCAACUGAAAGCCAGACGGUGACACAGUGUUCUACACCUUUACAUCGGAAGGAGAAAUUCGAUAAUAGUACCGAUAUGAAGUUGAAAAUGACUUAAUCGUUGCAUCAUAAGGAUCAAUACCAUGUUCUUCUUCUUCAGUUCUUCGUUUAUUUGGAAAGUCCGUUUCGAUGAAUAUUUCGGUCCAUCAAACAUAAAUUAUGAAAUUGAGCUGACCCUCACACGGAAAACCGAAAUCUGACUCAAUUCUGCGCAUCAGAUAAUAGACUGUUUAACAUCUCAAAGGCCUACGUUGAUGACCAGCAACGUAUCAUAAGGAAACAUAACUAUUUUCAUCACGUGAUGCUUCACACUUUACAGUGCAUGGUAUGGUAAUGCAUAUCACGUGAUUCCUUCAGUUUGGUUUGACAAUGAUGUUACAACAGCAAUUGUCUGGCUGGCUUGUCUCACGUUGCCUUGGGCAUGAACCAAGCGGUAUGCCAACAAACUGCAGUAUAUUGUCUUUUCGUGUUCUGGAGCGAAAACUUGUUAUUCUAGCAUGGAUGUUUAUCACCAAAAACAACAUCGAGUCGACUUGGUGCUUUGCCCAUCGUAGGUCAGAUCAUUGUGUCACCACUAAGCACCGCCUGCUUUGCUGGUUUGCGGUCAACUAUAUGAGCGAGCCCGCGUCCUUGGGACCAUCUUGCGAGUGGACGCCACCUUCACACGCAAUCAAUCAUUAUUACUUCAUGUUAUCAUCACACUUAUCCAUCAAUGACCAAUCACCUAAGGUGUGAUAGAAUCUAAUUCUUGCGUGGUCGUUUUGUGAAGAACCUUGGAAUGGAAUAAGCAUUGACGGAUGAAGUAAUCAUUGAUUUGUGCAUCUACCGAUGGUUGUGGUUUGUCCAUAGCGAUUGUAGGUUUUGAUGCUAGCCGCUGAGAAAACAAUGAAUAAUGUACUCAAUCAAAUCUUAUUUGUGAAAGGGACUGCAUAUGAAAACUUCUAAAACGCACAUCUGGUUUUGGACUAUUUGGUGAAUGCAGCCAGGAACAAUGAUCGAAUCUCACUUUCUCUCAUCGAAAUGUGAUUGUAGAUAAAACUUUUUUAUUAAGAUUUGAAUGUCGGCAAAAAGCAAACUCGAUCCAAAUCUAUUGAACCACAUGAGCACGUAAUGAGCUUGAAGCUAUAAAUUUGACGCAAUCGUAGGGAAUUGAUAGACAAUCAUCCUUUGGCACAGACCAAGUUUUUUAUUUCCGACAAUAAUCGCUUGUCAUCCCCGCAGCGAGUUGUGACAUCAACGGGAUGUGCCUGAGGUUGGAUCUUUCAACUAUUUCUCUUCCCAAAUUGCUAUACCACGGGGAAAUCAAAUCUGAAUAGUUGCAGUAAAAUAAGCGCAUCAUGGAUGCGAGUGAUUGAAAGAUAAAAUGAAUGUGCAGUGAGAAUUUGUGAGUAAACAUAAUUUGAUUGGUUGUGCCGAAUCGCGGGAUGUCUGCUGGGGGUAUCGCUUACCUUCGUCUGGGGCAUGAUUCUUGCCAUGUUAUGGAGCUGAUAUAUGUGGCAAAUCUUUGGAAAUACAAAAACAAGUAUCCAGCGGGACGUGAUUUCUUGUGUGUAAGGCAUCCUUGGCAGAGCAGCUGUAGUAUUUGGGGAUACAGAGUAAAGAUGCACCUGUAAGCGGAAAUCAAUGGAUCUGGGGUAGAUGAGAAGUUGUCAUGAUGAACAUACAUAUCCAUUCAAGAUGUGCGGUGGAACAUGGAAGCAUCUCUUUUUUUCGGAAUUAGAUGAGGAGAAAAUGCAAAAUUGCUUAACAAACCAGAUCAGUGACAACUUUUUAUGAUCUUUUUUAAGGUGUUAUUUCCAAUAGUUAUUAACAAAAUCGUCAUAUCUCCAAUGAUAAAGAUAAAAGAGUUUGGAAUAAAAGAAGAUUGUUUUGUUGUAAUGACAUGCAAACUGUAUGUCAUGCAAGAAUAUAUUCCAAAUGGUUUUUCUGAAGUUUCUCAUUGUGUUAUACUCCGCAUUCAUAUAGACCAAGAUGCAUAUUUUUUUCUCGCAAACCCCUCUUUGGGAUGUGUAAAGCAAGGGUACUUGAGACACAUCAUUUAGUUAACAUUUUAAGGUCAGUGAAUUUUAUUUCAGCACAGAAUAGAAUUUUGUGUAUAAUUAUACCUAAGUGAAGUGUCAUAUUUCUUUUCUGGUCGUGGGAUAUUCCAAACAAAGGCCUUUUGGUUAUGGUGUAGAGAAAUACUAUUCUCUAAUUUUCUUGGCUGUAUGAAUAUGAUAGAUAGGCAUAUCUUUGAUCAAGAUCGCAUCGGAGGUUAUAAUUUACCGCAUUACAUGAAGCGAUUUGGUAAUAUUGAGGGGGAUGGAAAUUUCAAAAAUAUCCGUAUUGACGCAAAUCAAUCAUCACGAUAUCUUGCCUUUUCAACAUAAUUGUCACCAAAUUUAGAAUUAUUCCCGAAGCAUUCACUUUGGUCUGAGAUAGAGCUCUACAGCUUAAACAUCAAAUGAAGAUUUAAAAAAAGAUCCUUUUCGAUUAAAUGCUGUUUUCAAACAGUUUAAACUCGAUGUUAUAUAUAUUUUUUGUUUGAUUAUCAAAGCCUAACCAAUGGCUUCUCUUUUUACGAAUUUAUAGUCCUGAUUUGUAACCGCUUCACCGAAAAAAAUUGUGGUAAAUUGUACAGUAACUGAUAUUAGGUUGUUAUCAUCAUGAUGUACAUGUAAAUUUAUGUUAUUUAUUUUUGCUCUCAUUGCGUCAAUUAAGACUUAAAUUGGAGUUGUCCACUAGUUCGGGGGAGCUUUUCAUUGAAGGAUUUUCAGAUGUUUGAUCCGACAAAGCAUGUUAUAUCCGACAAUAACCAUAGUAACAGUGCUUCUCAGACAAUGAAAAAACAAGGAAAAAUUGUCAAAUCUGACAACUUGUAGGAGGUUAAAUGUUGAUGAAAUACUCAUCUGCUUAUGAUUAUGCUGUCAGUCGAUAAUUCUAUUUCAUUUUUUUCAUUACCAAUGUAAAACGAUCGUUUGAGCAUUUAUUUGCUUCACUUUCGAUACGUCAAAUAAUUUUAUUUCAGUAACACUUAAUCAUUUCAUCCUUGUUUUUAUUACUGUAUUGCAAGUUCCUUCGAGAUUUUCUUUAUACACAUUGAUUCAUUCUUGUGUCUUUUAUUUUUCACCAUCACAAAUUGAUUUUCAUGAUAAAUACCCUUCCCCUUUUGACGUUAUGUCACUUCGUGUUGCUGCAUUUCUAACUGUUAAUGAUUUAUUGCUUUUCAAAUUGUAACGGAAUAGGGACAACGGUAAUAAUUUGGUGAAGUCAAACUAUGCACUACACUUUAUUUUGUAAAGAUAAUCUUAUUUAAAUAACGGGCCUGGGUUUUUCAGAUAUUUUGCGGAUUAUAAAAGAGAAAAUAUAAUCAUUAUUCAUGUAAAUAUUUAUAUUCAUAAUGAAAGUCAAAUUAUGAUAGAAAUGCAAAAUAUAAAUAUAUUUAUAGAUACGUAAUGCAAAAAGAAAGAGAUGGAUUAGAUGUUAUAGGGAGGAUUGAAAAUUUGUAUAUUUUGUUAAUUCGUAUGAUUGUAUCUAAAUGAAGAAAAUAAAGAAUGUAAACGUCAUGAAAGUCGUAUAUGCUGAUUCUUUAUUACAUCAGGGGAAUGAUAUCAAUAUGAUUACAUCGCUUUUGAUAUAGUCAGUAUAUUAGUGUAAUGUAGUUUAAGACUCAAUUUCUAUUGAAUUGUGAAUAAAAUCUUAAUAAUUCCCGCCA
Lytechinus variegatus (green sea urchin) is the source of this 7207-nucleotide messenger RNA. RefSeq names its product metabotropic glutamate receptor 3-like. Gene Ontology annotation, biological process: G protein-coupled glutamate receptor signaling pathway; regulation of synaptic transmission, glutamatergic. Gene Ontology annotation, molecular function: group II metabotropic glutamate receptor activity. Bases 650 to 3424 code for a protein of 924 amino acids. Gene Ontology annotation, cellular component: membrane. The record is from RefSeq and is a predicted model, not a curated record. Lineage: Eukaryota; Metazoa; Echinodermata; Echinoidea; Temnopleuroida; Toxopneustidae. The transcript is spliced from 5 exons.